Molecule: messenger RNA, 573 nt
Organism: Drosophila innubila
Lineage: Eukaryota; Metazoa; Arthropoda; Insecta; Diptera; Drosophilidae
Exons: 2
Coding region: 1-573 (190 amino acids)
Source: RefSeq, a predicted model, not a curated record
AUGAAACAACUUCUAACAUUGUGGCUCUUGGCGCUCUUUCAGCUGCAAAACUGUCUGGACUCCUUUGAGGACAUUGAUGACACGAAACCCAUACCCACAAUUGAGGUAGAACGCGUCAAGAUCCACGGAGAGCGAAAGUAUGUACUUGUCGGAAGUAGAAUUCACAAUAAUCGCACUCAAUUUGACGUCUAUAUAAGUGUGAUUCGAGAACUGGGCAGUAACAAUCUUAUAAUGAAUAGCAAUAUGCGUGCAAAGUUCGAGGGAGAAAUGGAUUUUAAGAGGAUUUUUGAGAUGAAACUAUUGGAUUUUUGUGGCUGGUUAACCGAAUACAAGGAGAACUUUUUCGUGCGAGCUUUUUUUAAGAAAAGCAUGAAAUUAAGCGAUAUUAUAGUGUGUCCCAUUAGAGCGGGAAACUAUUCGCUGACCAAUAUCAAUAUGGCUGAUAAUGUAUAUCCGCAGAAUCUGGUGCCAGGCAAUUACAAGUAUUUCCUUGAGAUUGUCGAGAUCACCGGGGAUGUGCCCAAGGUAUUUGCAUUGCAGGUGACCACAAAAAUAUAUAUCAAGUCAACAUAG